UUUCGGUAUUUACCGUAAUAACAAACGACACAUUGUCUGAACACAGUCUGAUCCGUAAAUCAUUGUCGUACGGAGGAAAAUAUGGAAAGAGAAUCAUCAGUGAAGUCGAAUUGGGUUUUGGUCACUCACAGGUCACUAGUCACAAACUUGACCGUCCAUGGAAGACAGAGCUGCUGUAUCUUCUUCAUUGCCAUUACCAUCUUCAUCGGCAGAAGAGUUCAAAGAUCAUGUGAUGAGCGAGGUCCACUUGGGUUGCCCACCUGCUCAUUCUGGCUCCCACCAUUCCUACUUCUUCUUCUCCGCUCCUCCUCCUGAAGUUGAAGCAGAUUCAACGCAAAAAUCGGUUUUGCUGGAUGAGGAUGGCGAUCUUGUUCUUACUAGACGCAGCAAAUCAUCAACAAAAAAAAUUCGUGUGGUUAUCCAGCAUAAUAUAACAUCUUCAAUUCCAAAUGUGGGUUUGCAAGUGUGGAAAGCAGAACUGUUGUUGUCUGAUUUUUUGUUGGAUAAGAUGUUUACAUCGUCUGAAUUUGAGGGAAUUGUUUCAUUAGAACUUGGUGCUGGCACUGGGUUGGCUGGUAUAUUACUUGCUCGUGUUGCUAAAACUGUGUUUUUAACAGACCAUGGUGAAAAGAUCCUCAACAACUGUGCUAAGAAUGUCGACCUUAAUACUGAAUCAAUUAAUUGUCGAGCUAUCAUUCAUGUUCGUGAACUUGAUUGGAUGAACUCCUGGCCUCCUCAAAUAGGCCUCCAAGACUCGCCUACUUCUAAUCGGCAUUUAUGGACCUCCUCAGAAGUUGAAGAAGCACAGGGAGCUUCUAUACUUCUAGCUGCGGAUGUCAUAUACAGCGAUGAACUGACCGAUGCAUUUUUCAGUACAGUAGAAAGAUUAAUGUCUAUAGGAUCAGAAAAGGUACAAUACAAUAACAUUAAAAUGGUCCAUAGUAAGACCUGCAAAUAUAUUAGUAAGAAUAGUAUCAUUAAUGGGAAUCAUUUUGUUUAUCAGGUGCUUUACUUAGCAAUGGAAAAGCGCUACAACUUCAGCCUUGACGAUCUCAAUGUCGUUGCAAAUGGUUAUGCACAUUUCCGAAGCUAUCUGCAAGACGAAGAAGAUUUUGAAGGAAUUGAAGAUUGUUCAAGGCCUUGCUUUGUGGCCAAGUGCAUUGACAUGUCAAAAAUUCCUCAAUAUGUGAGAGAAUAUGACAGAGGACAUGAAGUUGAGAUUUGGGAGAUUAAGUACCAUAGAAGAAAAUUCUAGUCUGUCCUAUAAUAUUAUUAUCAUUACUACUUUUUGGUAUGCAGAAAAUUCUAGUCAUGGUUUCCUCCACAUGUAAUAGUACUUUUCCUUUUGUAAAGUAUAUAAUAUCAGAAUCUACUGUUAAAGAAACAAGAAAGGGUAUAUCAGAAUCUGUACUAGUGCUCUAGUGCAUUGUGUGGUGGCCAUUGCUAUAAAAAGCUAAAAGCUAACUCAGCAAGUAAUCGUUACACCAGACAUUUCAGCUUCAA
This is a messenger RNA of Cannabis sativa, 1503 nucleotides long. RefSeq lists its product as uncharacterized. The record is from RefSeq and is a predicted model, not a curated record. Gene Ontology annotation, biological process: protein methylation. The transcript is spliced from 8 exons. Gene Ontology annotation, cellular component: nucleus. NCBI's taxonomy places the organism in Eukaryota, Viridiplantae, Streptophyta, Magnoliopsida, Rosales, Cannabaceae. Gene Ontology annotation, molecular function: protein methyltransferase activity. Bases 158 to 1255 code for a protein of 365 amino acids.